GUUUACCAUGUGGGAGAUUUCUGGCCAACCUAAAUUGCUUGCGAAUCAAGACAUGCAUUCCCAGGUUCCAGGUUUUGUCCCAACGAGGAAACAGUCUGAGAGGAUCCGCCUCGAACGAACCUAGAGACAUUCAUUGGUUCAUAUUCGACGAGGGUGAAUUAAGAUAUAAUGGCUAACAGGGACGGAUGGCCAUGUUUUUGACUUGCACGCCCCUGGAGCUAAUCAUGUGUUUAUUUUCCAGGUUGGUAGUGGAGCUGCAAGCGGUGACGCUGGGCCUCUCCCCCUCUCUCCUCCAAACCGGGCUAGGUCUCGUGGCCCCGCCAAACCUGCUCAACAAGGCCAAGGGCCCUCUCAACCUUUUGCCCUCGAAAUCCAACUACCACACCGCAGCACCGUCGUCCCAAGCUGUAACAGCUCCCCUUUCGCCAGAUUAGCACCGAUUACUUUCGAGCCCCAGCAGCAAACAUGUCCCCACCACAAAGCGACGCCUUCAAGAAGGCCAUUGCCGACUCCAAGAAGCUGACCGCGAAGCCUAGCAACGAGCAGCUCCUCCAGCUGUAUGCCUUGUUCAAGACCGGUACCGGCGAAGACUUUGCCAAGGCCCCUGCCCCAAGCAUGUUCGAUAUUAAGGCAAAAGCCAAGAAGAAUGCCUGGAAGGCGAUCGUCGACGAGGGCAUAAGUGCUGAGGAGGCCCAGGAGAGAUAUGUCGAGCUAGUCGAGGCGCUGAAGGAGGAGCAUGGCUACGACGAGAACAAGCAGCCCGAGGCUGUGGGCAGUUAAUGAUCUAUCUUAGCUAUCAUAUGCCGAGAGUAAGAUGGAAGCGACUAGGAGAGAUGCCGCAGUGACAAACGUCGCGCGGAUUGAGUCUACAUGAGCACUCGUGGUUGGUCAUUCCCACAACUAUUGGCAGCACGGCACAGCAACGCAAAUCCCCCA
Messenger RNA from Phialemonium atrogriseum, 936 nucleotides. RefSeq names its product acyl CoA binding protein. Gene Ontology annotation, biological process: fatty acid metabolic process. NCBI's taxonomy places the organism in Eukaryota, Fungi, Ascomycota, Sordariomycetes, Cephalothecales, Cephalothecaceae. The transcript has 3 exons. The record is from RefSeq and is a predicted model, not a curated record. The coding region runs from base 466 to 780 and encodes 104 amino acids. Gene Ontology annotation, molecular function: fatty-acyl-CoA binding.